Molecule: messenger RNA, 5261 nt
Organism: Prionailurus viverrinus (fishing cat)
Lineage: Eukaryota; Metazoa; Chordata; Mammalia; Carnivora; Felidae
Gene: NID2
Product: nidogen 2
Exons: 21
Coding region: 189-4613 (1474 amino acids)
Biological process (GO): cell-matrix adhesion
Cellular component (GO): basement membrane
Molecular function (GO): calcium ion binding
Source: RefSeq, a predicted model, not a curated record
GGGGGAGGGGCUCGUAGGCCCCGCGGAGCAGCCCCUGCAGGAGGGCGGGAGCGAGCCCGGCCGCUCUCGGGUUGCGGAGGCGGAGCGGAGCGGAGCAGCACUCCCGGCAGCCCUGGCCGGAGGCUUCUACCUCGCCAGCCCCGCUGCUCCCGCGACCGCUGCCUUAGAAAACUUUUAACGAGAACCAGAUGUGGCAGCCGCUGUCGAACUUUCCCCGAGCCGGCGAUUGGUCCCCGGCCGAGGGCCGCAGCCAGUCUGCGCGCUGCGAGGGCCCGGAGUCCCCGCCCGCCCGGGCGCCCGCGGGGAUCCAGGUUGGAGGCUGGCGAGGCGCAACUAGCGGGCUGGCGGGCCGGGCCGGGACGCGCUCUGCGGCGGGGCAGCCCAGGAGCCGAGCCAGCAUGCGGGGGGACCGGGCGUUGCCGCCGCCGCCGCUGCUGCCGCUGCUGUUAUUGCUGCUGCUGUCCCGGGCCGCGGCGCUGCGCCCGGACGAGCUCUUCCCCUACGGGCAGUCUUGGGGGGACCAGCUCCUGCAGGAGGGCGACGACGAAAGCUCAGCCGCGGUGAAGCUGGCGAGUCCCUUGCGCUUCUACGAAGCUAAGUUCAGCUACCUCUACGUGGGCACCAACGGUAUCAUCUCCACUCAGGACUUCCCUAGGGAAACCCAGUACGUGGACGAUGAUUUCCCCACAGACUUCCCGGCCAUUGCUCCCUUCCUGGCAGACAUCGACACGAGCCAGGGCAGGGGCCAGGUCCUGUACCGUGAGGACACGUCCCGGACCGUGCUGGACCUGGCUGCCCGCUACGUGCGCUCAGGCUUCCCGCGCACCGCCGCGCACUUCACCCCCACCCACGCCUUCUUGGUCACCUGGAAGCAGGUGGGCGCCUACGAGGAGACCACACGCCGGGCGCCGCCCUCGGAAGAGCGGAACACUUUCCAGGCAGUUUUGGCAUCUGAUGAGUCUGAUACCUACGCCCUCUUUCUUUACCCUGCCAAUGGCCUUCAGUUCUUUGGAACCCGCCCCAAAGAGUCUUAUAACGUCCAGCUCGAGCUUCCUGCCCGGGUGGGCUUCUGCCGAGGGGAGGUCGAUGACCUGAAGAGAGAGGGUCCCUACUUCAGCUUGACAAGCACUGAACAGUCUGUGAAGAAUCUCUACCAACAAAGCAACCUGGGGGCUCCUGGAGUGUGGGCUUUUCAUAUCGGCAGCACCCCCCGACUGGACAAUAUCAGGCCAGCAACAGUUGGAGGGGACCUUUCCAAAGGCCACUCUGCAGCUCCCCCCGAGCGUUCCUUCGGCCUCCCUGAGGUCCUGGAAAGUGACUACACUGAGGACAAUUUGGAUUAUUAUGAUGAGAAUGAGAAUGAGAAUGAGGGGGGAGUCGAAUACGCUCCGAGUGAACCAGAGGAAGCACUGAAUGGCCACAGCAAUGUUGAUGUUUCCUUCCAAUCGAAAGCUGAGUCAAGACCCAUGGGGGGUGGAAUGUCUCCACCGAAUUCUGAUCUGGCCUCCCCUCUGCCGCAUCUGACCUCUAGUAACUGGCCAUUCUACCCUGAAACGGAAUCUGCCACCUUGAACCCUCAACCCAAUGAGGGGAGACAUCCGUGGGGGAUGGACACCCCAGAUUUAAAUGUCCGCGUUGAGUCUUCUGAACAGCCAGGGACCAGAGGCCCAGCUCCAUCAGAAAUAGAAGGAGAGUCACUGGAUCCUUCCCAGGGGACCCUGCCUCCGUAUCCUGAAAACAAAAGCAUCAACCCCUACACAUAUGGAGGGGCACCACCAUCAGAAGUGGAUGUUCCUCCAGCCCUCCCUGAAGGAAAGGUCGUUCUUCUCAACUAUCCCUUGCCAGCUCACAGUAUACCACUGGGUCAAGGGAGGCAAGUGUUAGGGGUGGAAGACGUCAUCACUUCCAACACUGAGGUCUUCACGUAUAAUGCUGCCGACAAGGAAACCUGCGAACGCAACCACGGACAGUGCUCCCCACACGCCUUCUGCACUGACUACACAACUGGCUUUUGCUGCCACUGCCAGUCCAGGUUUUACGGAAAUGGGAAGCACUGUCUGCCAGAAGGGGUACCGCAUCGAGUCAACGGGAAAGUGAGUGGCCACCUCCGCGUGGGCCACACGCCUGUCCACUUCACUGACGUGGACCUACAUGCUUACAUCGUGGGCAAUGACGGCAGAGCCUACACGGCCAUCAGCCACAUCCCACAGCCCGCGGCCCAAGCCCUUCUCCCGCUCACGCCAAUUGGAGGCCUAUUUGGCUGGCUCUUUGCAUUAGAAAAACCAGGCUGGGAGAAUGGCUUCCGUCUCACAGGUGCCACCUUUACCCAUGACAUGGAAGUUAUUUUCUAUCCGGGGGAAGAGAGGGUUCGCAUCACUCAAACUGCCGAGGGACUUGACCCAGAGAACUAUCUGAGCAUUAAGACCAACAUUCAAGGCCAGGUGCCUUACAUCCCAGCAAAUUUCACAGCCCACAUAGCGCCCUACAAGGAGCUUUACCACUACACGGACUCAGCUGUGACGUCCACCAGUUCCAGAGACUACUCACUCAUCCUCGGUGGCAUCAACCAAACACUGUCCUACCGCAUCUACCAGAACAUCACUUACCAGGCGUGCAGGCACGCCCCCAGACACCGGGCCACCCCCAAAACCCGGCAGCUGAAUGUGGACCGGGUCUUUGCCUUGUACACUGAUGGGGAAGGAGUACUUAGAUUUGCUGUGACCAAUCAGCUUGGCCCAGUUGAAGUGGACUCAACCCCCACCCCAGUGAAUCCUUGCUUCGAUGGGAGCCACACAUGUGACACGAAAGCUCGGUGCCAUCCAGGGACAGGUGUAGACUACACCUGCAAGUGUGCCUCCGGGUACCAGGGAGAUGGACGGAGUUGUGUGGAUGUAAAUGAAUGUGCAACGGGCUUCCAUCACUGUGGCCCCAACUCUGUGUGUACCAACUUGCCGGGCAGCUACAGCUGUGACUGCCGGAGUGGUUAUGAGUUUGCAGACGACCACCACACUUGUAUAUUGAUCGCCCCACCUCCCAACCCCUGUGCGGAUGGCAGUCAUUCCUGUGCUCCUGCUGACCAGGCCCGGUGCAUUUACCAUGGGGGCAGCACGUUCAGCUGCACCUGCCUGCCUGGUUACACUGGCAGCGGGCACCAAUGUACUGAUGUUGAUGAAUGCUCGGAAAACAGAUGUCACCCCUCGGCUACCUGCUACAAUACCCCUGGCUCGUUCUCCUGCCGAUGCCUCCCUGGAUAUCAUGGGGAUGGAUUUCAGUGCGCACCUGACCCCACAUCAGGACUGAAACCCUGUGAACGCCAGCAGCGCAGUGCCCACGCUCAGCACACCUAUCCUGGCUCCCGGGUGCACAUCCCCCAGUGCGAUGAGCAGGGCCACUUCCUGCCACUGCAGUGUCACGGGAGCACUGGCUUCUGCUGGUGCGUGGACCUCAAUGGUCACGAAGUCCCCGGCACCCGGACUCCACCCGGCUCCACACCACCUCACUGCGGACCAGCAGAGCCCACCCGGAGGCCCCGGACCGUCUGCGAGCGCUGGAGGGAAAACCUGCUGGAGCACUACGGUGGCACGCCCAGGGACGAUCAGUAUGUGCCUCAGUGCGAUGACCUGGGCCACUUCACCCCCCUGCAGUGCCACGGGAAGAGUGACUUCUGCUGGUGCGUGGACAAAGAUGGCAGAGAAGUGCAGGGCACCCGCUCCCAGCCAGGCACCACCCCUGCAUGUAUACCCACCGUUGCGCCACCCACAGCCCGGCCCCUGCCCCGGCCUGAUGUGACCCCUCCGUCUGUGGGCACUUUCCUGCUCUACGCCCAGGGCCAGCAGAUCGGUCAUUUGCCCCUCAAUGGUACCAGACUCCAGAAGGACAUGGCCAAGACCCUGCUGUCACUGCAUGGCUCCAUAGUCGUGGGAAUUGACUAUGACUGCCGCGAGAGGAUGGUGUACUGGACAGAUGUUGCUGGCCGGGCAAUCAGCCGUGCCAGUCUGGAGCCAGGAGCAGAGCCUGAGACGAUCAUCAGCUCAGGUCUGAUAAGCCCUGAAGGACUUGCCAUUGACCACUUCCGUAGAACAAUGUAUUGGACGGACAGCGGCCUGGACAAGAUAGAGAGGGCCAGGCUGGACGGCUCUGAGCGGAAGGCCCUCUUCCACACGGACCUGGUGAAUCCUCGAGCCAUUGCUGUGGAUCCAAUCCGAGGCAACUUGUACUGGACAGACUGGAAUCGUGAGGCUCCCAAAAUUGAAACGUCUUCUUUAGAAGGAGAAAACAGAAGAAUUCUGGUGAAUAAAGACAUUGGACUACCUAAUGGUUUAACCUUUGACCCCUUCUCCAAACUGCUCUGCUGGGCAGAUGCAGGAACCAAGAAACUGGAGUGUACGCUACCUGAUGGGACUGGACGGCGGGUCAUUCAGAACCACCUCAACUACCCCUUCAGUAUUGUCAGCUUUGCAGAUCACUUCUACCACACAGACUGGAGGAGGGAUGGUGUUAUAUCAGUAAAUAGAGAUAGUGGCCAGUUUACUGAUGAGUAUCUCCCGGAGCAGCGAUCUCAUCUCUACGGGAUAACUGCCGUCUACCCCUACUGUCCAACAGGAAGAAAGUAAAUACAGCAUCACAAAGGAUUUGGAGUUUACAAUCAGAAUCUGGACCCUAAAGAGCAUUUACUACAAACACAGGCAAAGAAAGUGAAAAAGGAAUUGGACCUACAAGAUGAACAUUUUCACUACAAAAAGACUAAGUAUAUCUUGUGAAAAGUUUUAUACCUCAAUCUUUACUACUGUAUUUUGAAUAACAAAAGUUACUACAAGUUUUAAAAAAGUAAUAGAAUUUUAAUUGCUUAUUAAAGCAAUUUUUAAUAAGCAUUUCCGUCAUAUUUAAAGGGUCAAACUCACUAGAAUACAUUAAGACCCUAAAUCUAAUUUUUGCUUAGGAUUCUUUCUGACCAAGAAAUUAAAGCAUGGGUUGUCAGUACAAAGACACAACCCUAAAGACCACAAGCCUUGACCUAGAGAAGGCUAUGUGGAACUGGUAGGGAAGUUUCCCAGUAAAAUUCUAAGUUUUUUUUUUUACCUCUGCAUCACUGCAUUUCUAUUUAUAUUAAAAGGUGCUAGAAUGUUUCAAUUUGUAUCUUCUGAUUCUAUAAGUCCCUCUAUAGUUACCCACAGAAGUUACUACAUUUAUAAAUACCAAAGAUGUAACAAUUCUCAAAUUUUCUAGAUUACUCCAAUAAAAUAUUUUAAGUUUUCCCAUGA